Drepanopeziza brunnea f. sp. 'multigermtubi' MB_m1 is the source of this 1164-nucleotide messenger RNA. The record is from RefSeq and is a predicted model, not a curated record. NCBI's taxonomy places the organism in Eukaryota, Fungi, Ascomycota, Leotiomycetes, Helotiales, Drepanopezizaceae.
AUGGGCAGAGGCGAGACAAACGCAAAGGCAAGCUUUCCAAGCUAUACUAAAAAGCGGAAACGCCAAUCCGAGGCAAAAGCCAACCCUCUCAAUGCUCCUGCGAUCCCCUCCUCCACAGCCGAAAUCGACACGACCAAACCGACCGCCAUCUUCAAGCCCACGUCAGGCAGAGACUGGACCGUCAGCGUCGCAUUACCCGGCAGCAUAAUCGCCAAUGCCCAAACCCACGACCAGCGCACCUCCCUCGCCGGCCACAUCGCCCGCGCCCUCGCCGUCUUUUGCAUAGAUGAAAUAGCCAUCUUCUCCGACGGCCACGGCCUCAACAAGUCCAACAAGCGCCAUCACAACCGUACCCACUCGUUCGCGCAUCAGGCCGACCCAGCGCAGGACGAGUACACAGGAACCUCAGACCCCGACCAUUUCCUCGUCCACCUCCUCAGCUACCUCGAAACGCCCCCGCAUCUGCGCAAACACUUGUUCCCGCUACACGGUAAUCUGAGGACGGCGGGGACACUGUCAAGUCUGGAUCUGCCGCACCAUUUGCGGAGCGAUGAGUGGUGUCCGUAUCGAGAGGGCGUGACGCUGCCGGGAGCUGAUGAGCAUGGCACGUAUGUGGAAGCUGGGCUGAGGAUCCCGGUUACGGUCAAGGAGCAGAUUCCGGAGAAGACGAGGGUUACGUUGAAGUUUUCUGAGGGCGCGGAGGCGGCGAAUAAGGAUCUGAAUGCACCUACGAUUGAUGCGGAACCUGUGAAUCCUAAUGAUCCCCGCGAGGAAGCGGGAUAUUAUUGGGGAUUUAAUGUUAGGAAAGCCGGGAGUCUGAGUGAUGUUUUCACAGAGUGCCCGUAUGAAGGGGGAUACGACGUUACGAUUGGAUUGUCUGAGAGAGGAAUUGAUGUUGAGAAGCUGUAUUCUGGGAGUGAGGGGCAGAAAUUGGGGAAGUUCAAACACUUGCUCAUUGUACUGGGGGGAGUAGCGGGGCUGGAAGUCGCAGUGAAGAAUGAUAAGGAGUUGCAAAAGUUGGGGGUGAUGAAGGCGGAAGAUGUAUUUGAUCGCUGGGUCAAUGUUUGUCCGAAUCAAGGAAGCAGGACGAUUAGGACGGAAGAGGCUGUUUGGAUAGGGUUGAUGGGAUUGAGGCGGUUGGUGGUUGGGAAUAGUGAUGCCUGA